Trichosurus vulpecula (common brushtail) is the source of this 945-nucleotide messenger RNA. Its product is annotated as olfactory receptor 51G2-like. The transcript has a single exon. Gene Ontology annotation, biological process: G protein-coupled receptor signaling pathway. Bases 1 to 945 code for a protein of 314 amino acids. The record is from RefSeq and is a predicted model, not a curated record. Lineage: Eukaryota; Metazoa; Chordata; Mammalia; Diprotodontia; Phalangeridae. Gene Ontology annotation, cellular component: membrane. Gene Ontology annotation, molecular function: olfactory receptor activity; G protein-coupled receptor activity.
AUGGUGAUUUCCUACAUUAGCAACAGCAGCUCCUUCAUCUUCAUCUUGAUGGACCUGCCAGGGCUAGAAGAUGCCCACCACUGGACAGCCAUCCCAGUCUGUUCCAUCUACCUCCUCUCUUUCCUAGGCAACAUUGCCAUCAUGUACAUUGUCAAAUCAGUGCCCAGCCUCCACACCCCCAUGUACCUCUUCCUCUCUAUGCUCUCAAUGGCAGACUUGGGUCUCUCUGCAUCCACACUGCCCUCCAUGGUGGCUGUCUUCCUUCUGGGCCAUAGGAAAAUGAAUGCAGCUACAUGUUUUGCACAGCUCUUCUUUAUCCACACCUUCUCAGUCAUUGAAUCUGCUGUGCUUCUUGCCAUGGCUUUUGACCGCUGUGUUGCCAUUCGUGAGCCAUUGCGUUAUGCCACCAUCCUUACCAACUGGCGCAUUGGUGCCAUUGGAUUGGCUAUUGUCACUCGAAGUGCUGCCCUUCAUCUGCCCCUGCCUGUUCUCCUUAACCACCUGAGUUUCCAAUCCAUUAGCAAACUGUCUCAUUCUUACUGUGUUCACCCUGAUGUUCUGAAGCUGGCCUACUCCAACACUCGGAUCAAUAGUGCAUUUGGACUCUUUGUGAUGCUCUCCACGUUGGGGCUUGAUGCUUUGCUGAUCCUUUUCUCCUAUGUGUUGAUUCUCUAUACCAUCCUGAGCAUUGCCUCCAAUGCAGAACGGCUCAAGGCCCUCAAUACCUGCAUCUCACACAUUUUUGCUGUCCUGCUCUUCUACACACCACUAGUCAGCCUGUCUAUGAUCCAUCGCUUUGGGAAAAAGAUGCCAGCCCAGGUCUAUAUGCUUCUCUCUUACCUGCAUUUCCUUGUUCCGCCCAUGCUCAAUCCCAUUGUCUACAGCAUCAAGACCAAGGAAAUCAGAGUCCGAAUCCUUAAGAUGCUCCAUCCUCAGAAGUUCUGA